UUCGUAAAGGCGCGCGAAUGCGAGAAAUCCAAGGCUGAAUGAAUUGGCGGCGCGUGUUCAAGCGUGUGGGCGUUCUGAUUUCGGCUGGAUGUACAGUUCGUGUGUUUUCCUCUUAUAUCGCAUCCAUCGUUGUGUGUGAUGGCGUGUCAAUGAAUCCAGCGAUAAUGGACGGUGACAUAGUUAUAGUAGAAAAAAUUUCAACUUUGCUUUACAAGCACGAAAGAGGGAGUAUUAUUGUUGCAAAUUCUUUGCAUUCUAAUGACCCGCACUCAUUGAUUUGCAAAAGAAUUGUAGCCACUCCACAUGAUUUGAUACCAUUUGAGCGAGAAAAUAGGAAAACACGAUGGAAGGACAGAAAAUACGUACCAAAGGGUCACGUGUGGUUGGAAGGUGACAACAAGAGUGAAUCGAUAGAUUCACGCAAAUAUGGCUCAUUACCUAUUGGAUUGAUACAGGGGAGAGUAGUAUUUAGGGUGUGGCCUCUCUCUAGAAUAGGUUGUGUUGCUUCAAACAUGAAGGCAAAACACAGAGAGAGAUGAUGACGACAAAUACACAUUUAAAUCAAUGUUUAUAAUUACUACAUGACGUUUUGAUAUCUAUCAUUGAAAUAUAACCCCAGCAUGUGCAUUCCUACA
Messenger RNA from Corticium candelabrum, 635 nucleotides. RefSeq names its product mitochondrial inner membrane protease subunit 1-like. The transcript is spliced from 6 exons. Gene Ontology annotation, cellular component: mitochondrial inner membrane peptidase complex; membrane. The coding region runs from base 39 to 539 and encodes 166 amino acids. Gene Ontology annotation, molecular function: serine-type endopeptidase activity. The record is from RefSeq and is a predicted model, not a curated record. Lineage: Eukaryota; Metazoa; Porifera; Homoscleromorpha; Homosclerophorida; Plakinidae.